GAGCCCGAGCGGACCGAGCCGCGGCCGCAGCCGGGCGGCGGGCGCAGAGGCGGCGGCGGCGGUGGUGCGGACAGUUAGUCGGCGGCGGCGGCGGCAAUGCGGCGGCCCCGCUGAGCCCGCUAGCUCCGGGCGCCGGAGGCCAGCCGCGCAAGGCGGCCCGGGCCGGGCAGCAGCAUGCGGAGCGGCGAGGAGCUGGACGGCUUCGAGGGCGAGGCCUCGAGCACCUCCAUGAUCUCGGGCGCCAGCAGUCCGUACCAGCCCACCACCGAGCCGGUGAGCCAGCGCCGCGGGCUGGCUGGCCUGCGCUGCGACCCGGACUACCUGCGCGGCGCGUCCGGCUGCCUCAAGGUCGCCCAAGUGAUUUUGGCCCUGAUCGCGUUCAUCUGUAUAGAGACCAUCAUGGAGUGCUCCCCGUGUGAAGGCCUCUACUUUUUUGAGUUUGUGAGCUGCAGUGCGUUUGUGGUGACUGGAGUCUUGCUGAUUCUGUUCAGUCUCAACCUUCACAUGAGGAUCCCCCAGAUCAACUGGAACCUGACAGAUUUGGUCAACACUGGACUCAGCACUUUCUUUUUCUUUAUUGCUUCCAUUGUACUGGCUGCUUUAAACCACAAAACCGGAGCAGAAAUUGCUGCCGUGAUAUUCGGCUUCUUGGCAACCGCGGCGCACGCGGUGAGCGCCUUCCUGGCCGCGCAGAAGUGGAGGGUCAGCCUCCGCCAGCAGAGCGCCAGUGACUACAUCCGCGCCCGCACGGAGUCCAGAGACGUGGACAGCCGGCCCGAGAUCCAGCGCCUGGACACGUGAGGACGUGCCAGAGUCCUCUUCCCUCUGCUCCUCGUGCCCGUCCUUUCAAUCAAGUUUUUCUGUCCCUCAUCACGUCAGAUUUUCAUGUGA
Eubalaena glacialis (North Atlantic right whale) is the source of this 891-nucleotide messenger RNA. RefSeq names its product CKLF like MARVEL transmembrane domain containing 4 (gene CMTM4). Gene Ontology annotation, cellular component: membrane. NCBI's taxonomy places the organism in Eukaryota, Metazoa, Chordata, Mammalia, Artiodactyla, Balaenidae. The record is from RefSeq and is a predicted model, not a curated record. Bases 175 to 801 code for a protein of 208 amino acids. The transcript has 4 exons.